AAGAGCCUCUUCCUUCCGGCGGGGCUGCCGAGCGCGGCCGUCUGUCCUUCCUUUCGAGAAGGAGGGGAGGUCCGGUGGUUGGGGGGAGGGACUCUUUUUCGUGGCGGAGGCCGCCGUCGGCCUUGGCCCUUUCACGACGGGGGAGGUGCUGUACGUCCAAGAUGGCGGCGCCCUGUAGGCUGGAGGGACUGUGAGGUAAACAGCUGAGGGGGAGGAGACGGUAGGCACUGUGGAAGUGCUUGGCAGUCAUUAUCUCCUUUGGUCCUCACGACAAAGAGAAGAGGCAGCCACUGUUAACACCUCCAAUCUUCUCAAAUGAAGAAACUGAGGCCCGGAGAGAACAGGGUACUUUGCCUAAGAUCACACCCCAAUUGUAUCUGAGCCAGGACUGGAACUGCUGGGAUCUGACUGACUCCAAAGAUAUGACUCUUAAAUUUAUCUGUUAUUUGAUCAAAGCUGGCCUUGACCAUGAAAGACACCAGGUUGACAGCACUGGAAACUGAAGUACCAGUUGUCCCUAGAACAGUUUGUUAGUGGCCCCAAUGAAGAACCUUCAGAACCUGUAGCACACGUCCUUGAGCCGGCACAGCGCCUUCGAGUGAGAGAAUGGCCCAACAAGCGAAUGUCGGGGAGCUUCUUGCCAUGCUGGACUCCCCCAUGCUGGGUGUGCGGGACGACGUGACAGCUGUCUUUAAAGAGAACCUCAAUUCUGACCGUGGUCCUAUGCUUGUAAACACCUUGGUGGAUUAUUACCUGGAAACCAACUCUCAGCCAGCAUUGCACAUCCUGACCACCUUGCAAGAGCCACAUGACAAGCACCUCUUGGACAGGAUUAACGAAUAUGUGGGCAAAGCUGCCACUCGUUUAUCCAUCCUCUCGUUACUGGGUCAUGUCAUAAGACUGCAGCCAUCUUGGAAGCAUAAACUCUCUCAAGCACCUCUUUUGCCUUCUUUACUAAAAUGUCUCAAGAUGGACACUGAUGUCGUUGUCCUCACAACAGGCGUCUUGGUGUUGAUAACCAUGCUACCAAUGAUUCCACAGUCUGGGAAACAGCAUCUUCUUGAUUUCUUUGACAUUUUUGGCCGUCUAUCAUCAUGGUGCCUGAAGAAACCAGGUCACGUGGCGGAAGUCUAUCUCGUCCAUCUCCAUGCCAGUGUGUACGCACUCUUUCAUCGCCUUUAUGGAAUGUACCCUUGCAACUUCGUCUCCUUUUUGCGUUCUCAUUACAGUAUGAAAGAAAACCUGGAGACUUUUGAAGAAGUGGUCAAGCCAAUGAUGGAGCAUGUGCGAAUUCAUCCGGAAUUAGUGACUGGAUCCAAGGACCAUGAACUGGACCCUCGAAGGUGGAAGAGAUUAGAAACUCAUGAUGUUGUGAUCGAGUGUGCCAAAAUCUCUCUGGAUCCCACAGAAGCCUCAUAUGAAGAUGGCUAUUCUGUGUCUCACCAAAUCUCAGCCCGCUUUCCUCAUCGUUCAGCCGAUGUCACCACCAGCCCUUAUGCUGACACACAGAAUAGCUAUGGGUGUGCUACUUCUACCCCUUACUCCACGUCUCGGCUGACGUUGUUAAAUACGCCAGGGCAGCUACCUCAGACUCUGAGUUCCCCAUCGACACGGCUGAUAACUGAACCACCACAAGCUACUUUUUGGAGCCCAUCUAUGGUUUGUGGUAUGACCACUCCUCCAACUUCUCCUGGAAAUGUCCCACCUGAUCUGUCACACCCUUACAGUAAAGUCUUUGGUACAACUGCAGGUGGAAAAGGAACUCCUCUGGGAACCCCAGCAACCUCUCCUCCUCCAGCCCCACUCUGUCAUUCGGAUGACUACGUGCACAUUUCACUCCCCCAGGCCACAGUCACGCCCCCCAGGAAGGAAGAGAGAAUGGAUUCUGCAAGACCAUGUCUACACAGACAACACCAUCUUCUGAAUGACAGAGGAUCAGAAGAGCCACCUGGCAGCAAAGGUUCUGUCACUCUAAGUGAUCUUCCAGGGUUUUUAGGUGAUCUGGCCUCUGAAGAAGAUAGUAUAGAAAAAGAUAAAGAAGAAGCUGCAAUAUCUAGAGAACUUUCUGAGAUCACCACAGCAGAGGCAGAGCCUGUGGUUCCUCGAGGAGGCUUUGACUCUCCCUUUUACCGAGACAGUCUCCCAGGUUCUCAGCGGAAGACCCACUCGGCAGCCUCCAGUUCUCAGGGCGCCAGCGUGAACCCUGAGCCUUUACACUCCUCCCUGGACAAGCUUGGGCCUGACACACCAAAGCAAGCCUUUACUCCCAUAGACCUGCCCUGCGGCAGUGCUGAUGAAAGCCCUGCGGGAGACAGGGAAUGCCAGACUUCUUUGGAGACCAGUAUCCUCACUCCCAGUCCUUGUAAAAUUCCACCUCCAACGAGAGUGGGCUUUGGAAGCGGGCAGCCUCCCCCGUAUGAUCAUCUUUUUGAGGUGGCAUUGCCAAAGACAGCCCAUCAUUUUAUCAUCAGGAAGACUGAGGAGCUGUUAAAGAAAGCAAAAGGAAACACAGAGGAAGAUGGUGUGCCCUCUACCUCCCCAAUGGAAGUGCUGGACAGACUGAUACAGCAGGGAGCAGACGCGCACAGCAAGGAGCUGAACAAGUUGCCUUUACCCAGCAAGUCUGUCGACUGGACCCACUUUGGAGGCUCUCCUCCUUCAGAUGAGAUCCGCACCCUCCGAGACCAGUUGCUUUUACUGCACAACCAGUUACUCUAUGAGCGUUUUAAGAGGCAGCAGCAUGCCCUCCGGAACAGGCGGCUCCUCCGCAAGGUGAUCAAAGCAGCAGCUCUGGAGGAACAUAAUGCCGCCAUGAAAGAUCAGUUGAAGUUACAAGAGAAGGACAUCCAGAUGUGGAAGGUUAGUCUGCAGAAAGAACAAGCUAGAUACAGUCAGCUUCAGGAGCAGCGUGACACUAUGGUAACCAAGCUCCACAGCCAGAUCAGACAGCUGCAGCAUGACCGAGAGGAAUUCUACAACCAGAGCCAGGAAUUACAGACGAAGCUGGAGGACUGCAGGAACAUGAUUGCAGAGCUGCGGAUAGAAUUGAAGAAGGCCAACAACAAGGUGUGUCACACUGAGCUGCUGCUCAGUCAGGUUUCCCAAAAGCUCUCAAACAGUGAGUCGGUCCAGCAGCAGAUGGAGUUCUUGAACAGGCAGCUGUUGGUUCUUGGGGAGGUCAACGAGCUAUAUUUGGAACAACUGCAGAACAAGCACUCAGAUACCACAAAGGAAGUAGAAAUGAUGAAAGCUGCCUAUCGGAAAGAGCUAGAAAAAAACAGAAGCCAUGUUCUCCAGCAGACUCAGAGGCUUGAUACCUCCCAAAAACGGAUUUUGGAACUGGAAUCUCACCUGGCCAAGAAAGACCACCUUCUUUUGGAACAGAAGAAAUAUCUAGAGGAUGUCAAACUCCAGGCAAGAGGACAGCUGCAGGCCGCAGAGAGCAGGUAUGAGGCUCAGAAAAGGAUAACCCAGGUGUUUGAAUUGGAGAUCUUAGAUUUAUAUGGCAGGUUGGAGAAAGAUGGCCUCCUGAAAAAACUUGAAGAAGAAAAAGCAGAAGCAGCUGAAGCAGCAGAAGAAAGGCUUGACUGUUGUAACGACGGGUGCUCAGAUUCCAUGGUAGGGCACAAUGAAGAGGCAUCUGGCCACAACGGUGAGACCAAGACCCCCAGGCCCAGCAGCACCCGGGGCAGUAGUGGAAGCAGAGGAGGUGGAGGCAGCAGCAGCAGCAGCAGCGAGCUUUCUACCCCAGAGAAACCCCCACACCAGAGGGCAGGCCCAUUCAGCAGUCGGUGGGAGACGACUAUGGGAGAAGCCUCUGCCAGCAUCCCCACCACUGUGGGCUCACUUCCCAGUUCAAAAAGCUUCCUGGGUAUGAAGGCUCGAGAGUUAUUUCGUAAUAAGAGCGAGAGCCAGUGUGAUGAGGACGGCAUGACCAGUAGCCUUUCUGAGAGCCUAAAGACAGAACUGGGCAAAGACUUGGGUGUGGAAGCCAAGAUUCCCCUGAAUCUAGAUGGCCCGCACACAUCUCCCCCGAACCCGGACAGUGUUGGACAGCUACAUAUCAUGGACUACAAUGAGACUCAUCAUGAACACAGCUAAGGAUAAUGGUCAAUCAGUGUUAACUUGCAUAUUGUUGGCACAGAACAGGAGGUGUGAAUGCACGUUUCAAAGCUUUCCUGUUUCCAGGGUCUGAGUGCAAGUUCAUGUGUGGAAAUGGGACGGAGGUCCUUUGGACAGCUGACUGAAUGCAGAACGGUUUUUGGAUCUGGCAUUGAAAUGCCUCUUGACCUUCCCCUCCACCCGCCCUAACCCCCUCUCAUUUACCUCGCAGUGUGUUCUAAUCCAAGGGCCAGUUGGUGUUCCUCAGUAGCUUUAGUUUCUUCCUUUCCCCCCAAAAUGGUUGCGUCCUUUGAACCUGUGCAAUAUGAGGCCAAAUUUAAUCUUUGAGUCUAACACACCACUUUCUGCUUUCCUGAAGUUCAGAUAACUGGGUUGGCUCUCAAUUAGACCAGGUAGUUUGUUGCAUUGCAGGUAAGUCUGGUUUUGUCCCUUUCAGGAAGACAUAGCCUGCAAAGCUGGUUGUCUUUACAUGAAAGCUUUUACAUGAGACUUUUCGACUGCUUUUUUGAUUCUGAAGUUCAGCAUCUAAAGCAGCAGGUCUAGAAAAACAAUGGUUUAUUCACACUUCCAUUCUUUUGGCAGUUCUGAUAAGCUUCCUAGAAAGUUCUGUGUAAACAGAAGCCUGUUUCAGAAAUCUAGAGCUGGCACUGUGGAGACCAUACACCCUUUGGGAAAGCUCUUGUCUCUUCUUCCCCCACUACCUCUUAUUUAUUUGGUGUUUGCUUGAAUGCUGGUAUUAUUGUGACCACAGGCUGGUGUGUAGGUGGUAAAACCUGUUCUCCAUAGGAGGCAAGGAGCAGUCACUGGGAGAGGUUACCCGAGAAGCACUUGAGCAUGAGGAACUGCACCUUUAGGCCACCUCAGCUUGCUGGGCCUUUUGUUAAACACUUCUGUCUGCUGGCCUCCCUUUGUGUGCAUACGCCUCUUGUUCACGUCAGCUUAUUUGUGACACUGCAGCAGAAACGCUCUGAAGGUCCAAAGAGUUUCUGCAAAGUGUAUGUGACCAUCAUUUCCCAGGCCUUUAGGGUUGCCUCACUGUAGCAGGUUCUAGGCCCCCAGAAGGGGGGCAGCUUUUUCAUACCAAUUCCAGCUUUCAGGGGCUGACUCUCCAGGGAACUGAUAUCAUCAUACUCUCCACGUUAGUAAUGGCAGAGCAGUCUAAACAGAGUCCGGGAGAAUGCUGGUAAAGGCUGGCUGUGUAUACCCACUAGGCUGCCCUACAUGUUCACGGGAGAUGACACUAGUCAGAAAAGUGGCAGUGGCAGAGAAUCCAAACUCAACAAGUGCUCCUGAAAGAAAUGCUAGAAGCCUAAGAACUGUGGUCUGGUGUUCCAGCUGAGGCAGGGGGAGUUGGUAGGAAGGAGCCAGUGAACUUGGCUUUCCUGUGUCUAUCUUUCAUUAAAAAGAAUAGAAGGAUUCAGUCAUAAAGAGGUAAAAAACUGUCAUGGUACGAAAUCUUAGUGCACACAGAGGCCUCGAGCACGAAAGAAUGAAAGUCUUUUUUUUUUUUUUUUUUUUUUUAGCAUGGCAAUAAAUAUUCUAGCAUCCCUAACUAAAGGGGACUAGACAGUUAGAGACUCUAUGUCACCCUAGCUAUACCAGCAGAAAACCUGUUCAGGCAGGCUUUCUGGGUGUGACUGAUUCCCAUCCUGUGGCAGGGCGUGGUCCCAACUACUCAGCCUAGCACAGGCUGGCAGUUGGUACUGAAUUGUCAGAUGUGGAGUAUUAGUGACACCACACAUUUAAUUCAGCUUUGUCCAAAGGAAAGCUUAAAAUCCAAUACAGUCUAGUUUCCUGGUUCAGUUUUAGAAAAGGAAAACGUGAACAAAUUUAGAAAGGGAAGGAAAUCCCAUCAGUGAAUCCUGAAACUGGUUUUAAGUGCUUUCCUUCUCCUCAUGCCCAAGAGAUCUGCGCCACAGAACAAGAUACCAGGCACUUAAAGCCUUUUCCUUAAUUGGCAAAGGAAAAGAGGCCCAAGUGCAAAAGAAAAAACAUUUUAGAAACGGACAGCUUGUAAAAAUAAAGGGAAGAAAGGAGGCACCAUGGACAGAGGCCUGGGCUAGACGCUCCAUGGACGUGUCUGCGCAGAGUCCUCAGCUCGUCCAUCCGGCCUGGGUGUCCCUUUACUCAGCUUUAUAACAAACGUGGCUCCAAGCUCAGGUGCCUUUGAAUUCUAGGACACUGUGGGUUUUAUUCAACUAUGGUUGGGAGAAUGAGACCUGGAGUCAUGUUGAAGGUGCCGAACCUAAAAAUGUAGGCUUUCAUGUUGCAAAGAACUCCAGAGUCGGUAGUUAGGUUUGGUUUGGUUUUGGACGUGAUAAACCUGCCAAGAGUCAACAGGUCACUUGAUCAUGCUGCAGUGAGUAGUUUUAAAGAUGGAAAGGUGAUAGUAGGACUCUCGAGAGGCAAUUCAGUCCUGGGCAAAGGUAUUAGUACAAUAAGCGUUAAGGGCAGAGUCUACCUUGAAACCAAUUAAGCAGCUUGAUAUUCAUAAAUAUUGGGAUUGGAUGGCCUCCAUCCAGAAAUCACUAUGGGUGAGCAUACCUGUCUCAGCUGUUUGGCCAAUGUGCAUAACCUACUCGGAUCCCCACCUGACACUAACCAGAGUCAGCACAGGCCCCGAGGAGCCCGAAGUCUGCUGCUGUGCAGCAUGGAAUUCCUUUAAAAAGGUGCACUACAGUUUUAGCGGGGAGGGGGAUAGGAAGACGCAGAGCAAAUGAGCUCCCGAGUCCCUGCAGGUGAAUAAACACGCAGAUCUACAUCUGAUAGAACUUUUAUGGAUUUUCAAAAAGCCAUUGACAAGGCUCUGCUAUAAAGUCUAUAAAAAUUGUUAUUAUGGGAUUGGAAGAAACACGUCAUCAUGAAUAUAAAAAAAAACAAACCCAAAGGUAGGAAGGUCAAGGUCAUAUCUUAGAUGGAGACGUUGUGAAAGAUGUCCUUGGAGAUGAGUUUUAGGACCAGCAUUACUAAGGCAGGUGGGCAGACAGUGACCUCUCUAGGUGUAUCCACAGAGUUUUUCAGGAGAGAAAACUGCCUGACCUUUGGGACUAAGCUGCAGAAUCUUCUUACUAAGCUUGAUGAGUGGAGAGGCGAGAGGUGAGCUACUUUGUGAGCCAAAGCUUAUGUGACAUGGUUGGGGAAACAGUCCAAAAUGUUCUGAGAAGGUGAACUGUUACAACCCAGGACAAUUAGAAGAAUUCACCCACCAUGCUGCACAUUACUGGGUAAAAGCAGGGCAGCAGGGAACAAAACUCCAGACUCUUGGGCCGUCCCCAUUUGCAACAGCACACGUAGUUUCUGGUAUAUUUGUUGAGAAAGAUAAAACUCUAGCAGUUGUUCAGGGGAGGAUGUAUAAAAUGGUCGGGGGGAUGAAAGGAUCUCUGAGACCACAGAGGCUCAGACUCGCUGUUAAGAAUAGAAAACUGGGUAUAUGUUUCAUGUAGCCAGCAGAACCGAAGUGUGCUGUGACAAGCCAAUGUGAAUUUCUACCAAAUAGUACAGCAUACAUACCACUUGAAGAAAGAAAGAACUGAAGAGCAAACAAAAGUUCUGCGUAACGAGACUCACCUUUUCUCACUGAAAGCACUAAGAGGUGGGAGGAGGCCUGUACAGGCUGGAGGAGGGUUUGGGCAGAGCAAAGGCCCGGCCAAGACCUUGGUGAGAUGGAGUGCCGCCCGCCUCCUGCGGAUACUCUUGGAGAGUGGUUCCCCCGGGUGGCUCUGUCCCACCUGGAGAAAGAAGCUGCCUUGUGUGGAGUGACUCAAAUCAGUAUACCUAUCUGCUGCACCUUCACUCUCCAGGGUACAUGCUUCAAAACCGACCUGCAACAAGCAUUGGAAAAACGUAUCCAGUCUGAAGAUGUUUGUGUAUCUGUUUACAUCCAGAGUUCUGUGACACAUGCCCCCCAGAUUGCUGCAAAGAUCCCAAGGCAUUGAUUGCACUUGAUUAAGCUUUUGUCUGUAGGUGAAAGAACAAGUUUAGGUCGAGGACUGGCCCCUAGGCUGCUGCUGUGACCCUUGGCCCAUGUGGCUUGUUUGCCUGUCCGGGACUCUUCAAUGUGCCCAGGGGAGCGUGCUCGUGUCUGUUCCAUGCCGUCCUGCAGUCCGUAUCUGCUCGCCUGAGGGAAGAGGAGCUGUAGCUACAAGGGAAGCCUGCCUGGAAGAGCCGAGCACCUGUACCCACGGCUUCUGGUCAUGAAACAAAUGAAUGAUGGCAGAGGAGCUUCCUCCCCGCUUCCCAGCGCCACAUUAUCUAUCCUCUGAGAUAAGUAGGCUGGUUUAACCAUUGGAAUGGACCUUUCAGUGGAGACGUGAAAGUCUGAGAACCCCCAGACCAACCCUUCCCUCCCUUUCCCCACCUCUUACAGUGUUUGGACAGGAGGGUAUGGUGCUGCUCUGUGUAGCAAGUACUUUGGCUUAUGAAAGAGGCAGCCAUGCAUUUUGCACUAGGAAGAAUCAGUAAUCACUUUUCAGAAGACUUCUAUGGACCACAAAUAUAUUACAGAGGAACAGAUUUUGCUAAGACAUAAUCUAGUUUUAUAACUCAAUCAUGGAUGAACCAUGUGUGGCAAACUUGCAGUUUAAAGGGGUCCCAUCAGUGAAAAGAAACUGAUUUUUUUUUAACGGACUGCUUUUAGUUAAAUUGAAGAAAGUCAGCUCUUGUCAAAAGGUCUAAACUUUCCCGCCUCAAUCCUAAAAGCAUGUCAACAAUCCGCAUCAGAUGCCAUAAAUAUGAACUGCAAGAUUAAAUGGUACAAUCUUAGUGAAUGGGAAUUGGAAUCAAAAGGGUUUGCUGUCCUUCUUAGAAUGUUCUAAAAUGUCAAGGCAGUUGCUUGUGUUUAACUGUGAACAAAUAAAAAUUUAUUGUUUUGCACUA
Molecule: messenger RNA, 8997 nt
Organism: Pongo pygmaeus (Bornean orangutan)
Lineage: Eukaryota; Metazoa; Chordata; Mammalia; Primates; Hominidae
Gene: TSC1
Product: TSC complex subunit 1
Exons: 24
Coding region: 607-4101 (1164 amino acids)
Biological process (GO): regulation of cell cycle; negative regulation of cell population proliferation; negative regulation of TOR signaling
Cellular component (GO): TSC1-TSC2 complex
Source: RefSeq, a predicted model, not a curated record